This is a messenger RNA of Sorex araneus (European shrew), 3440 nucleotides long. RefSeq names its product family with sequence similarity 76 member A (gene FAM76A). The record is from RefSeq and is a predicted model, not a curated record. Bases 179 to 1330 code for a protein of 383 amino acids. The transcript is spliced from 11 exons. NCBI's taxonomy places the organism in Eukaryota, Metazoa, Chordata, Mammalia, Eulipotyphla, Soricidae.
AACCGGUGAACGGGCCCCUAGAGGCCCUCUGUCCGCCCUGGUACGCCCGUACCUACCGGCCCGCCCGCCUGCCGCAUCCCGCAGCCUGCUGCCGCCGCCGUCGCCAGGUUGUCCCUCCGACUGUCAGAUAAAGCCGCGGGCCGGACCGGCGGGGCGGUCAGCACGGCCCUGGCCAGACAUGGCGGCGCUCUACGCCUGCACCAAGUGCCACCAGCGCUUCCCCUUCGAGGCGCUGUCUCAGGGGCAGCAGCUGUGCAAGGAAUGUCGGAUCGCACACCCUGUUGUGAAAUGCACCUACUGCAGGACUGAGUACCAGCAGGAGAGUAAAACCAAUACAAUAUGCAAGAAAUGUGCUCAAAAUGUGCAGUUAUAUGGAACGCCCAAACCUUGUCAGUAUUGCAACAUAAUUGCAGCAUUUAUUGGCAAUAAAUGCCAACGCUGUACAAAUUCAGAGAAGAAGUAUGGACCACCAUAUUCUUGUGAACAAUGCAAGCAGCAGUGUGCAUUUGACAGGAAGGAUGACAGAAAGAAGGUAGAUGGGAAAUUGCUGUGCUGGCUGUGCACUCUUUCAUACAAACGGGUCCUUCAGAAGACCAAAGAGCAAAGAAAACACUUGAGCAGCUCUUCCCGUGCCAGCCAUCAGGAGAAGGAGCAAUAUAGCCGACUGAGUGGUGGAGGCCAUUACAACAGCCAGAAAACACUUUCUACGUCUUCAAUUCAAAAUGAAAUCCCAAAGAAAAAAUCCAAGUUUGAAUCAAUCACGACCAACGGAGACAGCGACGCUUCCUCUUACGAGCUGCUUUGUCCUAAUAUCCAGAAUGCCCCAUCCGUGUUGGUGCAGUGGGCUGCUUCCCAACAGAGUCUUGGGGCCAACCAUUUUCCUGUUCCUCCAGGCCUGGGCAUCCUGAAGACUUACUCCUGGCUCUGUGCUCAGGGAUCACUUCUGCCAGGCUCGGGGGACCAUAUGGGGUGCCGGGGAUCGAACCUGGGCCAGCCGCGUGCAAGCUUUUCGCCAGAUCUAGCUCUGGAUUCACCAGGCACUGACCACUUUGUCAUCAUUGCCCAGCUGAAGGAAGAAGUAGCUACUCUGAAGAAGAUGCUACAUCAAAAGGAUCAAAUGAUUUUGGAGAAAGAGAAGAAGAUUACAGAAUUGAAGGCUGAUUUCCAAUACCAAGAAUCUCAAAUGAGAGCGAAAAUGAAUCAGAUGGAGAAAACCCACAAAGAAGUUACAGAACAGUUGCAGGCCAAAAACCGAGAGCUCCUGAAGCAGGCAGCUGCUUUGUCCAAGAGCAAGAAAUCUGAAAAGUCAGGAACUAUAACCUCUCCAUGAGAGAUUCCAAGGAGCCUCCGAACAAAAGCAGUGAAUCCCUGGGUUAGGUUUGGUGACCUGGCUGUUCUCUGGGAAUUGCAAGCUUUCUUAAGAAAUCUCUAUUUGAUUAUAGUUUUCCUUCUUUGUGCGAUUGCAAUGGACUGAAUGGUUUGUGCUAUAUUAUGGCUGCAUGCUUGAAUGUCUGGGGUUUUAAUCUCACUCUUCUCUCUUCCCCAUUAUUCUCUUUGUCUCUCUUUUGGUACUACUUUUUUAAAUGCUGAUCACUGCUCAGUGCUAUGUGCAACAAGAUUUUUUGUGUGUAUCGAUCAUUGUGUCUUGCCACACCCAUGAGCAAAGGGUUUGGCAUUAAUUACAUGUCACUGCCACCCUUUGAACUUUGAAAACUGCCACCUUAAGUUUGGUACAGUGGUAGAGGCUUUCUCUCUCCAAUAAACCUUUUUGCUUCAGGGUAUAUUCUUGGGUUUUUUUCCAGGUAUAUUAUGUAUGAACUUUGUACUAUGUAUAGCCAGAGUUUUAUUUAUUUUUUAAAAAAGAAACUUUUUUUUUCUUGAUAAACGAAUAAUAGUAGCCUAGCUUGUUGUUCUUGUAAAAAUGAUGCCUCUUUAAAAAAAAAAAAAAAAGUCCUGCUCUGUAGUUUUUAGUAAAAGAACCAGAUCUCUUUCUUGUUACCUUGGAGUCUUAAAGCUGAUUGCUAAGGUGAAAAAAUUCAAUGCAUAAGUAUGGAGUUAAGUGCCUUUUGGAGGAUUUCUUGGAAGAGCAUUUAAGAAGUUACUUAAGGGAGGCAGCAAAAAUUUGAACAGUCUGUCUUUUUUAAGUAAGGGCAGAUAGAAGGUUGUCCAGGUUGUACUGGACACUUCCCUCCCGCCACCCUUUUCCUGAUUAUGUAAUUGAUUUUAAAUACUUACACUGCCACUUCUUUUUUAAAAGUACCCUUGUUUUUAUCAGUUGUCGUACUGAACCAUUGUCAGAGUUUUAUUUUGCAGGAACAGAUUUGAAAUGGGAUAAUAUUGACAUUAAUAGGAUAUGGGGUCAGUAUGAGCUUCUCAGGUAUGGACUCUGAGUUUGACUGGGAGAAAUGACAUCACUGAGUCUUCUCCCUUCCUCACGCACUCCAGCUUGUGCACUCCUAGAUUUUAAAGGACAUGUAUUGAAAACAGGUGCCAGAAGUAGAGUGCGCUCAGGUGAAAGUGCUCAUGCCCUGUUUUCCCUUUUGAUUCAGUAGGCAUUUGGAGUUACUUUUCCAGGAAAGGGGAUGGAUUGGCAUUAUUAGCCAUACUCUCAGGUGUCCCCAAUGUGAUGUUUGUGAAAUACAUAGCUGUGUGUAGUGUGCCACAAAACAGUGUAACCAACUACCUUAGAAUCAUGUAGAGUGGUAUAGAGUUAGAGUUAGUCAUGAGGACAGAUGACAUUUGUACUUCAGUUUACCAAAAUGAAUUGAAGGAUUGGUGUUUAACUUGCUGUAUAUUUAUUAGGAGCAAACGCUUAAAAUUUGUGAUUAACAUUGUCACAAAUGGAGCCAGGAACAUUAGUGAAUAAAAUCAUGGAAAUGGGUGGCUUCUGAUAAGACAAACAGUGGACCAUAUUGCUUAUAUAGCACUCUAGUAUGGUAUAUAAUUUUCCCUUCUAAGCUAGGGAAACAGCAGUGCUAAAUAGUUUUGUAAUUUUUUGAACGAAUAACUUUUAGGUAAAGAUAAAAUGUCAGACUAUUUUUUGGAUGCAUUUACAUUGACUAUGGGGGGAAAAGACUGAAAAAAAUGACAGUCAUGUUUUUUUAAUUUUGAAGAUGAGAAAUCUGUUACAAUGAAGUGACGCUAUAAAAACAUUUAGUUUUAUACUGUAUCUUUUUUUAAUGUCUUGGCAUUUAAUAUAAAGAAAAUCCACACAUUUUCUAACUUUCCACAAAUUCCAAAAAGGGAAGUAUAAAGCCUGUCUUGAAAUUUUGGUUUUUAAAAAUCAUGACACUGUUUUACCAUGAAAUUGAGUAGCUAACUUUUGGUAACACCUUUUGUUUAUUUGUAUGUUUGUAAUAAUGGAUAUUUUAAAACAAGGAAUGUUUUGGUUUGUACAGACUUUGACAAAUGUGUGUUAAUAAAAAUUCAUAUUGACUCAA